UAUUCCUUUUAGCUGUUUUGCAGCUGAUUUCGGUAACCUUUUAAUGUAUUUAAUUCUUAUCUUAAUCCAAUUAGAAAAAGAGCAACUGCACCUAUAUUUAGGUGGAGCAGAGGAGCAUUUUAAGCAGGUGUGUUUUCACAAUGGCUCUCAUUGAAAUUCGUGAAAUAAUGGCAGAACAACUUUCUAGCCAAACAACUGCUCUAGGAUUAGCUUUUCUAGUCCUUGUGUGGGUAUUAUACAGCUUGAAGAAGAAUUCUAAGUUGCCUCCAGGGCCAACCCCAUGGCCAAUAAUAGGAAACCUCCAUCACCUUGGCAGGCUUCCACACCGCAAUUUAUAUGAGCUGUCAAAAAAAUAUGGCCCUGUGAUGUUCUUGAGAUUUGGGUCUCUGACCUGUGUGGUGGUCUCUUCUUCUGAGAUGGCCAAGGAGUUUUUGAAAACUCAUGAUUUAGUGUUUGCCAACAGACCUUGUUCUGCUGCUGGAGAACACAUUGCUUACAACUAUAAGAACUUGGGUAUGUCUUCUUAUGGUCCGUACUGGAGACACAUGAGGAAGAUAUGUGUGAUGGAAUUGCUGAGUGCGAAGCGGAUUGAAUCUUUUAGGUUCAUAAGGGAGGAGGAGGUUUCUCUGGCUGUGAGGUCUGCUUGGGAGAGAAGCAAGCAGGGGAAUGUUGCUGUGAAUGUUAGCAAGACUUUGUUGGGGAUCACCUCUACUAUAAUUUGGAGGAUGCUGACUGGGACAAUAUUUUCUUAUGAUGAUGUCAGUGGCAGUGGUGGUGAGCUCAGAGAUAUGGUGAGGGAGGUUACCAGCACUAUUUCUGCUGUUAACAUUGGGGACUUUUUACCUUACAUAGAUUGGACGGAGUUGCAAGGAAUCAAGAAACGGAUGAAGAAGGCCCACAAUUUUUUUGAUAGGAUUGUUGAGAGAAUUAUUGAUGACCAUGUUGAGCAGAGGAAAAGGGCUUUGGAUGAGAACAGGGAAUGGACUAAGGAUAUUGUGGAUGUGCUACUUGAUGUGGCAGAAUCGCAGACUUUGGAGAUGGAGAUCACAAGAGAAAAUAUCAAAGCAAUUAUCUUUGUAUGUCACUUUCAUUACUAUCUGUUGCUCAGUCUUUUUAUCUUAUUCUUAAAUGAUUUUUCCAUGACCUUAAACCAACUAAUCAAAUGUACUACAAUAUAUUUGCCGGAUCUGUUCAUUGGUGGAAUGGAGACAAUGGCAACUACCAUGGAAUGGGCAAUGACUGCACUCAUCAGAUACCCUUUGGUAGCCAAGAAACUGCAGGAAGAAAUUGAUUCUAUAGUAGGGAAAGACCGCAUGGUAACUGAAUCUGAUCUACCCAACAUGGACUACUUGCAAUGUGUGGUUAAAGAGUCCCUGCGACUAUACUUGCCAGGGCCACUGUUGCUCCCACAUGAAUCUAGCCAAGCUUGCAGUGUAGGAUCCCAGGGAUAUCUCAUACCUGCAAAAACAAAGCUUUUUGUCAAUGCCUGGGCCAUUGCAAGAGACCCAGCUGUUUGGGAAGAUGCUGAGGAAUUCAAGCCUGAAAGAUUCAUGGGUAAUAAGACUUUUGAUUACCAAGGGCAGGAAUUUGAUAUGCUGCCUUUUGGGGCAGGAAGGAGGAGGUGCCCUGGUGGGCAUAUGGCCAUGGGGCAAAUGUCCCUUGUUAUGGCUCAGCUCUGGCACUGCUUUGACUGGAAAGUUGAAGGGAAUCCUGCUGAUUUGGAUAUGACUGAAGAGUUUGGAGCCACAGUGCCAAGAAAAUUCAAUCUUUUUGCUUUCCCUUCGCUGAAAUUGUCCACAAGCUUCUAGGUUAGAUAUUUAAACUAUAGUUUGGUGAGAUCAUUUUGAUCGAUUCUCAGUCCGAGCCAGUUGAAACAACGUAUCAUCACACUGGGAUUUGUGUCUAGUAAAUUAAGCAUUUUAUAAUUAGAUAAAAUAGGACGGUUGUGCUCAGCUCAACCCAGGUGUUGUAGAUGGACCAGACGAAGUUUCUCCAUCGGCUGUAAUAGAAAUUCCAUAAAA
Cryptomeria japonica (Japanese cedar) is the source of this 2021-nucleotide messenger RNA. RefSeq names its product cytochrome P450 750A1-like. The coding region runs from base 141 to 1808 and encodes 555 amino acids. NCBI's taxonomy places the organism in Eukaryota, Viridiplantae, Streptophyta, Pinopsida, Cupressales, Cupressaceae. Gene Ontology annotation, molecular function: monooxygenase activity; iron ion binding; heme binding. The transcript is spliced from 2 exons. The record is from RefSeq and is a predicted model, not a curated record.